Molecule: messenger RNA, 1777 nt
Organism: Hylaeus anthracinus
Lineage: Eukaryota; Metazoa; Arthropoda; Insecta; Hymenoptera; Colletidae
Exons: 4
Coding region: 307-1176 (289 amino acids)
Source: RefSeq, a predicted model, not a curated record
AAUUCGAGCAAAUGCUUAUAAUAGCUCAUUGCCUAAGUUGACACAAUUUUAAACAUUAGAAAACAACAUUUUAUUUGAAAUUUGAUCAAAGUAUUAGAACACUUGUAAUUUUAAGGCAACAUUGGUCUGUUCUCAUAGACAACGAACAGACGAACGCGUCGGCCAAUGCAAUGCGUUGCCACCAUAAUUAAAUCGAUAUUUACUCGAUUAUACGGCGAGCUAUCAACCUUCUCAAGUAAAGUUUCUUCGUCUAACGAAUUAUUUUGACACAUUGAACAUCAUCUGCGAAAAACGUAACGCUUUGAAAUGAGAGAAGAGAAGGAAAUUAUUACGUUACUGCUGUUACUUUUCACAAAUGUUGCACAAAGUGAUACCUUUCAUACCCCUGUAAAUCGAGAGGAUCCUUGUAUAAAUUUGUGUGAGAAAACACCACUAUCUUUCGCGAAUAGUAAAUACGUUAAAUCGUGUUGUCAACGAGGAUGUAGAUUCUUUAAUCUCGUGGACUUGCAUAAUGGGUUAGAACCAAACAGUUUGAAUGGGACUAGAGAUGCCUGUGAAGCUUCAUGCGCAGAGGCAUAUACAUUGCCACAAGGUCGCUACGCAUGUAGUACAGGUUGCGAUUUUAUGGCCAAGCAGCGUGUUUCAGAUCUGUUAUUGCUCUUUUCUGUUGCUAUCUAUAUAGAGGAAGGAGUAGAUUCUAACAUACUUUUAAUGUCACCUGAUAUACCUGACAAUGAUAUCUUAAGUGAUCCAGGUUUACGAAAGGAGCUUCUUCCACGAUGGUGGGACUCGAAUGGGUUCAAAUUGCCACAGACAUACAUCAAAACUGUACCAUUAGAUGCCGGGACUAUGGAUUAUGGUGUACCAUCAGACUAUUCUGGAGAAAGUGACCAAUCAGCUUCAAUACCUGGAUCUGAUUGGUUUCAAUGCGCUUCAAGACAUAUUGGAGUACCGCACUGGCUUCUUGUCUGUGCUCUUUCAGCAGCAACACUGUCUGCAUUUUGGUUAUGCGCUUUCGCGGAUAAACCAAAGGAUGCUAGUAAAGUACUGCUUAUUGAAAAGUCUGAUAUUUCUUCUACAGUUACAUUAAAUGUACCAGAAUUACCAUUGCAUAAACAACCUCCUCCUAAAUAUUCUGAGAGUAUUGAUGUAACAGAAGUUAAUAUGAAAGUUUAGCUAGGUACUCUAAUGACAUAACUUUUGAGUGACUCUGGAAACUAUGUAAAUUUAAGUAUUUUAUUAGUUUUGAAUAGAUUAUGUUUAAAUUAUGUAUAGUAGUGCUUUAUGAAUAUUGAAAUUAUUACGAAAAAAUUGCACUUUCUGUUUUCAUUGAAAUUGUUGAUAGUUUAAAAAUAAGCUUCUAAGAUGUAUGUAGAGAUAAAGAUUUAAUUAAUGUUUCGAGUUGUACAAGGACUAAAAUCAAAAUAAAUUAUAAAAUAGGUUACAAAAUAUUUUCUGGGAAAAAUGUAUGGUAACAUAUAUGCUGGGAUUAUUUUAUACAAAACAAUACUGUUUUUUAUAACAGGAAAUAACAGUUAUUAUUAUUACACUUUUUUUUAAUGAAGAUUGUGACAAAAAUCAUCGAAGUAAUAUUAGCAAAGUGAUUUAAAAAAAAUGCACAGAUGUAAGACUGCAUAUUAUGUACUUUGUUAGCAAUUUAACGAGAAUCAAAAGCUUUUAUAUUUAUAACAAUGUAUUAUUUUUCUAAACAUGAUUUAGAAAUAGUAAAUGAAAGUAUUCUAACUUUAAAUACUGCACAUUCAUUUAAAUACUCAUA